UCCCUUCCUUCCCGGGGCGGGCAGACGGGCCUCUGCGUCUGCAGGCGGCGGACGGGCGGACGGGGCUCGCUCCCUCCCUCGCUGACGGCUUCCUUUUGUUUUUCUGGACGGCGAUGAACGCAGGGCCGGUGCAGCGGCUGCGGGCGCAAGGAGGCCGGCGCUCCUAGCCACCCUUCCCGGUCUGGUCUCGUCGCACUCAUCCUAGGCAGCGGCCAGCGCCUGCCUCAGCGCGGCAGCGCCGAACUUGGGGAUCUGGAAGCCCGCGGACUGCGUCCUCCGCUGGAUCAGGGCAUGGUCUAGGGGCCCCGCCCAGGUCGUGGAACCAGCCCCCGGAGGUUCUGAUCGCUGCUCCAUCCCCACCUGCACUUGGCCUUGGGAGUCACACGCGCUAUGGGCAAGCAGAACAGCAAGCUGCGGCCUGAGGUGCUGCAGGACCUGCGGGAGAACACGGAGUUCACGGACCACGAGCUGCAGGAGUGGUACAAGGGCUUCCUCAAGGACUGCCCCACCGGCCACCUGACCGUGGACGAGUUCAAGAAGAUCUACGCCAACUUCUUCCCCUAUGGCGACGCCUCCAAGUUCGCGGAGCACGUCUUCCGCACCUUCGACACCAAUGGCGACGGCACCAUCGACUUCCGGGAGUUCAUCAUCGCGCUGAGCGUCACCUCGCGGGGCAGGCUGGAGCAGAAGCUCAAGUGGGCCUUUAGCAUGUACGACCUGGACGGCAACGGCUACAUCAGCCGCGGGGAGAUGCUGGAGAUCGUGCAGGCCAUUUACAAAAUGGUGUCCUCCGUGAUGAAGAUGCCCGAGGACGAGUCCACCCCGGAGAAGCGGACGGACAAGAUCUUCCGGCAGAUGGACACCAACAAUGAUGGCAAACUGUCCCUGGAAGAGUUCAUUAAAGGUGCCAAGAGCGACCCCUCCAUCGUCCGGUUGCUGCAGUGCGACCCCAGCAGCGCAAGCCAGUUCUGAGGGGCCCAACAUCUGGACGGUGACAGAGAAACACAGGCUCGUCCCACCGUUGAAGCUUCGCUUGCAAAAGUGGAUGCCUCCUCAACCAUUCCUGCUCUUCCGGGCCAGCCAGGUGACCCGUGGCACCUGCCCAGCCCAGUGGCUGCACCUCCCUCUGCCGCCUGGCCUCCCAGCCCCCCGCCCCGUCCCGUCCAGGGUGACUUCCAGGGAUGUGUACCCGCAGGGCUCAGUGUUUGGGCCUCCAGGGCACCGCCUCGCCUGCAGGGGGCCCGGAGGACCCUGGUGGGACUUUCCAAGAUGGCACCAAAGCCAGCUGAUUUAUUGUGUGACUGCUGGUGCCUCCAUGUGUAAGGUGAGGACAGGAGCAGAGGGAGAGGAGAUGGCAGGCCCUCCCCGUGCAUGGCACCACCUGGCUCGUGCGUGUCCUCUGACCAAAGCCACCGCACGUCUGUGUACUGUGGUCUCCCUCCUUUGAACACAUAAACCAUGUGUAUGGUGAUGUGGCGUGUCAUGUGUUGGUCCCGUAUUUAAUGCCUCGAUCGCCUCUGAAGCGUGGUUCCCUUGUGGCCUGUGACCCCUCCAAGCCCGGUUCUCUUGUGGUAUUUAUGCCCUCAGUCUGCCCCUUUCAGAAGGAAGUGCAUGCGUGCCUGUUGCCGUGGAGACGCUCAGGUCCACGUGGUGAAUGCAGCGCCUGUGUGAGGUCCGUCCUGUUGAUUGGUCUGGCAUUUCCUGUAUUAAAAUGAUCCAAUAAACAGAA
Molecule: messenger RNA, 1729 nt
Organism: Artibeus jamaicensis (Jamaican fruit-eating bat)
Lineage: Eukaryota; Metazoa; Chordata; Mammalia; Chiroptera; Phyllostomidae
Gene: HPCAL1
Product: hippocalcin like 1
Exons: 5
Coding region: 391-972 (193 amino acids)
Molecular function (GO): calcium ion binding
Source: RefSeq, a predicted model, not a curated record